AUGUUAAAUUACGUAAUUUCUAGUUUCAAAACUGCGCCAUUCAAAUCCUCACAAGUGGUUCUGUUUCUAGGUUUUGGUCUUUUGAUGAACCAUAAGUAUCGCACAGCAUGUUCGUUUAAUUCACGGUUGUCAGAUAUACAAUCUCCCUCAAAACUUUACCUUCUACAUGUACUGUUCAACAGGAGUCUCUCUUUUGCAUUUUCCAAGGUUGUAGAUAUGCCCAUACCACAGCCUCUCAGACUGCCAGUAUUUAAGACACUGGUCUAUUCCCUAGGCAUAGACACUAGCGAGUUAGUAUACCCUUUGGAUGCCUAUGAAAGCUUGGCCAUGUUUUUCACCAGAAAUCUGCCAGAAUGUGCUAGACCUAUACAGGAUUAUUCUAAUAACACGUUAACGUCACCAGUUGAUGGGAGAGUUAUGGUUUGGGGGGAAAUAGAUAGGGAUAGAGUUGGACAAAUAACGGUUAAGGGGGCUACGUAUAAUGUAAAUUGCUUUCUUGGCGAACAAAUUUCUGCGAAAUCUGAUAACACUAAUAGAUAUGAUAAUUAUUUGGCAAAUUCUGCCACUAAAAAAAUGGAAAAAAGAUUGCACUAUAUAGUAUUAAAAAUACCCCUUGGCGCAUAUCAUCACUUUCAUUCCCCUACCGAUUUUUAUUUAACUGAAAGAAGAUAUUUUCCAGGAGAAUCACUGCCCUUAGGCAAAUUUGUAACCAAGUAUUUCUCUGAUAUUUUUACCGCAAACGAAAGGGUUGUAUUCAAAGGCAUCAAUAAUUGUGGUAAUAGACUGUUUAUCAUACCCGUUGGUACGUUUUGCCUUGGAAAAAUAACACAUAAUGUUGAUCUAGAAUUCGACACCAAUAGGAGUGGGCAAAUUCAAGUUUAUCUCGGAGGGCCAAUUGAAACAAAGCGUUACGACACUCCUAUUGUAUACAGGAAGGGUGAUGAAAUAGGCGAAUUUAAGCAGGGAUCCGCAGUUGUACUUAUUUUUGAAAGUGAUGGUUCGGUUGAUUGGAAUGUCAAAAUCGGCGAUAUGGUCAAAAUAGGGGAAAAGAUUGUUAAAAUGUAA
Molecule: messenger RNA, 1065 nt
Organism: Babesia microti strain RI
Lineage: Eukaryota; Apicomplexa; Aconoidasida; Piroplasmida; Babesiidae
Product: phosphatidylserine decarboxylase
Exons: 4
Coding region: 1-1065 (354 amino acids)
Biological process (GO): phosphatidylethanolamine biosynthetic process
Cellular component (GO): mitochondrion
Molecular function (GO): phosphatidylserine decarboxylase activity
Source: RefSeq, a predicted model, not a curated record